AUGUCGGCUUCUACAAGCACAAGACGCAUAUCACAGCGCCAGCCUCUUGCAUGUCGGGAGUGCACCAAAAGUAAACGAAAAUGCAGCAAAACAAUUCCCUGUACGCGAUGUAGUCGGCUGGGCCUAGGCUGCUCACGCGAGAUAGUCCAACUGCAGCGAAUUGCAGCGCGACACGGAGCUGAAGUGCAGUUCCUCGAGUCACUGGCCAAGGAUUUGGAUUCACUCCUUGAAACGACAUCCAGCACAGCAAUUCUGCAGCUCCCACAGAUCAUAGCUACGGUCCGCGAUAGGAUAUUCCUGCUUCAGACAGGCCGGGAAGCAUCGUCUGAACAACCACCCCCCGCACCCGGACAAUUACCACUGCCGCCGCCUGCAGCAGGCAACGAAACACAGAGCCAUGUGGAACCAGAGGGUUCAUCGCUGCUCACGGCCAUCGAGCAUUUGGCCUGGGGCAGAGACUCUGCCGGGUGCUUUCCACAUCUGAAGUGCGGAUGUCAGUAUAGUCGGCCUGUGGGUGUCAAGACCAACCUCCUCUCUUCUCAACCUCCACCUAGCCUCGGUGUGGAUGCCUCCAGCGCAGAGAAGCUUAUCAGGUUCCAUCUCUGUCAUAUGGCUUGGCACCAUGACUGCAUCCAUGCACCGACCUUUCUCGAGCAGUGUGAGAAGUUCUGGCGGACGGGCGAGAUCGACCAUCCGUUGUGGAUGGCUCUCUACCUCUCGGUGCUUGGAGCGACGAUCUUCGCCAUGCGCAUCAGCAGUCGGGCCAAGGCCGCCGUCGAUGUCGACCUAGACCAGCUGCCUCCGGCGGAUCAUUUCCUGACCGCCAUGCUAGAAGCCCUCUACACCGGCCACUUCCUCGAGGACAUGUCGAUCUACUCGUUGCAGGCCAUCGUGAUCUCCACGGAGAUCGCCCAUAACCUAGGCCGGAGCCAGCUGAACGCCACCUUGUUCAAAGCCGCCGUCCGCAUCGCGGAGUGUCUCGGGGUCCAUCGAAUCCGCGAUCAUCCCAACGGGGGCGCAGGGCUCGACAGCGAAGAAGCAUGGCUCGAGACCGUGCAGCGGGAAGUCGGGAAGAGGGUGUGGUGCCAAAUGGUGAUCCAAGACCACUUCGCCAUCCCCUUCACCGAUACCUACAGCAUCUCGCCCUCCCAGUACUCCACGGCUCCCCCACGGAACGCAGACGACUACGACCUCACCGACCUGCCGUCCACCGUCCCCACCGUCAGCAGCUACGUGCGGGCACUGCGCCAGAUUGCCGACCUCAUGCCCUCCCUGAUCGACGGGCUGGGUGCGAUGAGCCAGCCGAAACCCCUCCGCGAGCAGUACACCCACGUCCUGCGGCUGGACCAGCACAUGCGCGCCGUCGUCAAGGGCUUCCCUGCCUUCCUCCUCCAGCCCGAUCCCCAAGCAGAACUCGACAUCCCGUGGCUAGCCAUCGCGCGCCGCAGCCUCGCCAUCACCGCCGCAGAGAAGAUCAUCAUGAUCCACCGCCCGUUCCUGUUCCUGUCGUUUCAAUCGGCGUCCAAGUACCAGCACACGCGGCGCACAUGCGUCGCUGCCGCCCUGACCAUCCUCCGCGAGCAUGAAACUAUCAUCAAUCAGGGCGAUUUCUUCGUCUGGACGCAUUCCGCAUUCUGUAUUACCGCCGCUAUUAUCCUCUGCUUUGAAGUCAGCAGCAGCAGCAGCGGCAACACCACCACCACCACCAACAACAAUAACACCAACUACACCAACAGCGCGAUCCACGAGACCAAUAAAUUCCGCCUCGCAAUCCAAGCAGCCCGCAACCGACUUGCGGAGCAAAAGUGCGAUAUCCUCGCUCAACGAGGCGUUGCGCUUAUUGAUGCGAUCUUCGCGUCAGAGGGCAACCUGGACCUCGAUUUCUAUCGCGCGCCUCGGCUUGAUGGGUACCGAUACCGUGGAUUUCGAGACGUGGUUUAA
Messenger RNA from Aspergillus saccharolyticus JOP 1030-1, 1941 nucleotides. RefSeq lists its product as uncharacterized. NCBI's taxonomy places the organism in Eukaryota, Fungi, Ascomycota, Eurotiomycetes, Eurotiales, Aspergillaceae. Gene Ontology annotation, biological process: regulation of DNA-templated transcription. The coding region runs from base 1 to 1941 and encodes 646 amino acids. The record is from RefSeq and is a predicted model, not a curated record. The transcript is spliced from 3 exons. Gene Ontology annotation, molecular function: zinc ion binding; DNA-binding transcription factor activity, RNA polymerase II-specific.